Messenger RNA from Ostreococcus tauri, 1302 nucleotides. RefSeq names its product Peroxisome assembly protein 12. The coding region runs from base 1 to 1302 and encodes 433 amino acids. Gene Ontology annotation, molecular function: protein binding; zinc ion binding; ubiquitin-protein transferase activity. NCBI's taxonomy places the organism in Eukaryota, Viridiplantae, Chlorophyta, Mamiellophyceae, Mamiellales, Bathycoccaceae. The record is from RefSeq and is a predicted model, not a curated record. The transcript has a single exon. Gene Ontology annotation, cellular component: peroxisomal membrane; peroxisomal importomer complex. Gene Ontology annotation, biological process: protein import into peroxisome matrix; protein monoubiquitination.
AUGAUCCCACUCGCCCCUCGUCCCCGCGCGCGUGACGUCGAGGAAACGUCGUCCAGCGCGACGACGGUAGACGAUCGCGAGAUUCGCUCGAGCAUCGCCAACCAUCGACGUGAUCACCGCGCGCGUUCAAACAGAAGUCAACUGGACCCAGCGCUCAGACCGACGUUUUUCGAGCUCAUCGCCGCCGAACGUCUCGUUCCGAGCCUCAAGGGCGCGCUCGCGUACACCCUGGGCACGUUGGCGAACGCGGGGGCGCCGACGUUGGCGCACUCCGCGAUGAAUCGCGGAGAGGAGGUGUUCGCGCUCUUGACGCUGUGCGCAGAGCUCCGCGCGUUCGCGAGCGGCGACGGAUCUCUUGCGGAGAGCGUGUACGGAUUACAGCGCGUGCCGAGAACGCUGACGAAGGAUCGAUUACGGAGCGAUGGACGGUACAGGAUCGAUCGGGUGCAGCGAUUGGGGAGCGCUUUGGCGUUGGCGCUCGGGCCGUGGGCGCGGGCCAAGGCGGCGGCGGCGCACGCGCGGUUGGCGCCGAGUGCGUACGCAAGCGGGGCCGGGAGACGACGACGGACAUUCGAGGCGGAUGGGGAGGCUGAUUUUAGUGGAGACGAACGCGCGGUGGCGACGGCGGGUGAUUCGGAGAUGGUUGAGCGGGACGCCGGGAUGUCGAGCGCGGCGCAGCGGGCGUUCGUCGCGGCGUAUCCGUACGCAAACGCGUUGAUCGAGGCGGCGACGUUCGUGACGUGGACGGGGUAUCUCUUAGGGCAGUGGAACGUGAAUGACCCGACGUUGUAUUUAUUGGAUUGCUACGUCGCGCGAGCGCUGCCGAGCGAAUUGGAGGCGAACGCGCGAGAGUUGGAGGCGACGCGCAGGCGAGCGCUCAGUCGAGCGCGCGCGGCUUCGAAUCCCGCGACGCGCGCGGUGAGUGUCGGCGCGCUCCGGGUAAAGAAUUUCGUGAUGGAUUACGCGCAAAGCGCUUUGAUAGCGGCUGUGAUCGGGUUCAAGCUCACGGAGUGGUGGUACGGCGCGGCGGAGGAACGCGUGUCGGGCGCGACGACGCUUCCAGUGCCGCCGCCGCCGCCGCGUCCACCCCCGCAUCCCGAGGGCGUCGCCCUUCCCGAUGAUCCCGGGGCGUGUCCGCUGUGUAGGAAAAUGCUCAGGAACCCUGCGUUGUUGACGUGCUCGGGGUACGUGUUCUGCUACGCGUGUAUACACGCGCACGUCGUUCGACGCGGCGACUGCCCGGUCUCCCGACACCGCGCCAUGAAUGGGGUCGACGACAUCAGACGUGUGUACGAGCACUGA